Arachis ipaensis is the source of this 1191-nucleotide messenger RNA. RefSeq lists its product as uncharacterized. NCBI's taxonomy places the organism in Eukaryota, Viridiplantae, Streptophyta, Magnoliopsida, Fabales, Fabaceae. The record is from RefSeq and is a predicted model, not a curated record.
CACCGCCAUAAAUACCAUCAACAUAACCAUAACCAUAACCAUACCAUACCAUACAUUAAUCAAUAUAAAUAAACCUGAAUUGAACCUCUUUAGAGUUUCAAUCAUUACACACACACCCUUCUUCUAUUUCAACGAUGGGAAGUCUAGGAGAGGAGGACUUGGUGAGGAUGGUACAAGAUUUCAUAGAAUCAGAAUCAACACCUCCUACCAUGAAUUCCAAUUCCUCAAAUUGUGGUUCCUUAAACCAUCAAAACGAAUAUUUUAUUUUGCAGGAUAUUCUUAGGAGUAGUGAAACAGCAGCAGAGUCGAAGAUCUUGAAUUGCGUGAUGAAGCAUAUGAGAAGCAGACAUGCUACUUCUGAGAAAACAACUAGUAACCUUAAAACAUGGCUUGUUAAGAGGUUGAAAAUGGAUGGCUUCAAUGCUUCUCUCUGUCAAACAUCUUGGCCCACCUCCUUAGGUUGUCCUGCUGGUGAAUAUGAAUAUAUUGAAGUGAUAGUUGAAGGUGAUAAGAAUAGUGAAGUGAGAGUAAUAGUAGAUAUAGACUUUAGGUGCCAAUUUGAACUUGCAAGGCCAACAGAAUACUACAAAGAAAUGACAGAGUCACUCCCAGUAGUGUUUGUUGGAACUGAGAAGCUGCUGUGUAACAUAAUCUCGUUGAUGUGUUCUGCUGCCAAGAAGUCCCUUAGAGAAAAGGGUCUGCACGUGCCACCAUGGAGAACCACAAGAUACAUGCAAUCCAAGUGGCUCUGUAGAUCUCACCCUAAUAAUAAUACUGCUACUACAGAAGGAGCAAAUAAUAAUAAUCAUAAUAAUGCUCAUGGUUUUGGAAAUUGGGUGCCUCCAACAGUGAGGCCAAGGAGAAGAGAUUUAGAUGGCGGUGGAUCUGCUUUGUCAAGUCAAUUCUCUAACAUGGGAGUCAACUGUUGCUAUGUUUGAUUUCUGUUGUGAUACAUGUUAGAGGUUUUCUGAUCAAGAUCGAAUGCUCAAUUUUGGUCUCAUUUUCUGGAGUUGUUCUUUCUGACCAUUUCGGAUGAGAAGCAUUUUUGUAUUUUUCACAUAUAUGCACAAUAAACCACCAAUCACUACUUCAGUUCUCAUUGUAAUUGUAGUGCUUUUCUGAGCUGUGAAAUCCAUACUAGAGUUUUCGUCUCGAGAGUUGAGACUUGAUCAAUUUGUUUGUUUUCUUGCA